GAUCAACUAGCUCGCAUCCAAGAACUCCUCACUGUGUGCACACCAUCUUGAUCCAACAAUAUACCAGCCCAUCCCAAGUCAAUCAUGUUGCCAACCCUACCGGCCGGAGGCAGGACAUUGGUCUAUUCAACUGUAGACGGACAUAACAUUAAGCUAGACUAUUAUAUGCCCUCUCGAGAAGAAGGAUGUCUGCCAGCGGUGAUCUAUUACCACGGCGGUGGAAUGACCGCUGGCUCGCGUCGGGGUAUAGGUUUCCCACACUGGUUAUACGACCACUGCCAAGCAAAAGGCUACAUCUUCAUUGCUGCCGAUUACCGACUCUGCCACCCAUGCACCGCCCUCGAUCAGAUCGAGGAUGCAAAAGCUCUUUUCAGCUUCCUCGCAGGCGAAGGCUUCCAAACGACGCUACCAAAGCCCAUCUCGCUCGACACAAGUCGGAUAGCAGUGACCGGCUUCUCCGCCGGCGCCUAUUCCGCCCGUGCGGCGUGUGUGUACGCCACUCCGAAGCCAGCAGUUCUUCUAACGGGCUAUGGAUCGGCAGGCGACUGGCUGUUAGAUCACUGGACUGCCGGUCGGCCGGCCACGUCUUUCUCCAAGUUCGUUGAUCUCAACGAGGUUCCUGGGUUGCUUGCCGACAAGGCGGUUGUGAGCGAUGAUGCGCCAGAGACGGGUCUCAUGUCGAACCGAUUCGCUCUGACUGUCCGGUGGGAGCUGGACGGCACGUUCCUCGAUGGCUGCCUCGGUCGCCCUGGCUUGGGUGCGGAGCUGAAUAGGUUGGACUAUGCAGAGCGAGCUGCAGCGAUUCCGGAGGACCUGAAACCGGCGUUCCUCCAGUUGUUCGUGACGGAAAACUACCCUCCAUCCGUGUUGGUGCAUGGAACUGCCGAUGAAGUCGUCCCUGACCAGGAGAGCAAGCAUCACUAUGAGCAGUUAAAGCAACUUGGGGUCAAGACCGAACUGCUGCUUGUAGACAAUGGGCCGCACGGGUUGGUGGACUUUCAAUCGGGAAUGCCGCCGGGUCCUGCGAAGGGAUCAGUCCAGGCAUACGACAGAGCUUUGGCGUUUGUUACGGAGGUGUUUGAUGCUGUCCAAUAAGUCUAUGUGCCUAGCCUUCACUCGUUCUUGUGCCUGGUGAAUUCGAUUGACAUUUCCGGCAGCUUCUUUACACAUAGCUACGUAUGAAUAGUGACAUGUCGAGAAGCAAUUCGGGCCUCUCAGCUGGCGACGCAGGGCUGGCACAAUCACAUGAAUGGCGUAAAUAAGGCAAUCCAACUAGCAGUGC
This is a messenger RNA of Aspergillus pseudonomiae, 1282 nucleotides long. Its product is annotated as alpha/beta-hydrolase. Lineage: Eukaryota; Fungi; Ascomycota; Eurotiomycetes; Eurotiales; Aspergillaceae. The record is from RefSeq and is a predicted model, not a curated record. Bases 85 to 1095 code for a protein of 336 amino acids. The transcript has 2 exons.